Nelumbo nucifera (sacred lotus) is the source of this 1683-nucleotide messenger RNA. Its product is annotated as E3 ubiquitin-protein ligase RHF2A-like. Gene Ontology annotation, molecular function: ubiquitin-protein transferase activity. The record is from RefSeq and is a predicted model, not a curated record. Lineage: Eukaryota; Viridiplantae; Streptophyta; Magnoliopsida; Proteales; Nelumbonaceae.
UCCUUCUUCUAUCUGACUUCCUCUUCCUCCUCUCUCUGGGUGAUGGAUCUCGAGCGAUCUCUCUCUGAAAUUCGAGUUCGGUCUUGAAAUUCAAGGGUGAUUUCUCGAAUCCUCAACCCCCCUUCCCCCAAUUCGGGACCAGUUCCAAUGGAGGUUUCAGCGAUGGAUGAGAGUAAGAAGAUAGAGAGUCUGACAUCGGCUGCUGCUUUUGUGGAAGGGGGUAUACAGGACGCUUGUGAUGACGCUUGCAGUAUAUGCCUUGAGGCGUUCUGUGACAGCGAUCCUUCAACUGUCACUAAUUGCAAGCAUGAGUUUCAUCUUCAAUGCAUUCUUGAGUGGUGUCAGAGAAGUUCACAGUGUCCUAUGUGUUGGCAAUCCAUCAGUCUGAAGGAUCCAACCAGCCAAGAACUGCUUGAGGCAGUAGAACGGGAGAGGAAAUUUCGUUUUAACCCAUCACGAAAUGCCACAAUAUUUCAUCAUCCCACCCUAGGGGAUUUUGAAUUACAACAUUUACCAGUAGGUUCUAAUGAUGCUGAACUUGAAGAACGUAUAAUCCAGCAUUUGGCUGCUGCUGCUGCAAUGGGGAGAGCACACCAUAUUGCCCGAAGGGAAGGACAGCGCAGUAGGGCAGCAGGUCAAGGUCGUCCACAGUUCUUGGUGUUCUCUACUCAUCCCAAUGCAGCUGCUGGUCCUGUUUCUUCUUCUUUAGCUCAGAGGGGAGGGGAAAAUGAACAGGCUCCUGCAAUUACUGCUUCCAGUCCUGCUCCUCUUACAGCUGUCGGAGAACAACCAUCCAAUCAAGCCCCGGAAUUAUCUUCUGCCCAAACUGGAGAAGUUCCUGCCUCAGCAUCUGGAUCUACUGCUCUUGGAUCCAGUCGAUCUGGACUGUCCUUUAACAAUCGGGGUUUUGCUAGUCAAUCUCCUCCAGUAAAUCAAGACAGAGCAGGGCCUUCAGAAUUCCAAUCAUUUUCAGAAUCUCUAAAAUCUCGAUUCAGUGCAAUGUCAAUGAGAUACAAAGAGUCUAUUUCAAAGAGCACAAGAGGUUGGAAGGAGAGGUUGUUUUCUCGGAGCACAUCAAUGGCAGAUCUUAGUUCUGAAGUCAGGAGAGAAGUAAAUGCAGGAAUUGCUAGUGUAUCACGUAUGAUGGAACACCUGGAGACCAGAGAAAACAGUAGAUCCACCACAGAUUCUGUAGCAAAUAACUUGGAGGGUUCAUCAGUAACAGAGCCUAGUAACCAGAGUACUGCAGAGACCACUCAUGGCAGUGGUCCUUUGAUUGACAGCAAUACAUCAGCUUCUUGUGCUGCAAGUUCAGGUUCAAAUUAAGUUGUUCUACAUCAUUUCAACAAGGGAUGUGUCCUCAGUACUCCAUCUUGAAGGUGGUCUGACUUAUCCAGACAUGGGAUACUGAGGACAUGAUGCACUUUCAUAUGAUCAUAUCCUUUAGGCCAGUGGGUAAUGUAUCGAUAUUUAAAGAGCAUUUACUACUGUGGUAUGAUUCUGAAAUAAAAAUAGUAGGAAAAGAAAAAUCUCCCCACUUGGACUAUAAAUACAUAUUUACUUGUAAAUUUGUCUAUACAUCAAACUUACUCUUAAAUAUGUUUUACUAAUUAUGCCUCAUGGACGGUUGAACAUUGCUUAAUCAGAGAAGUAAAAGGAAUUCAAAGCAGUUUUGAAUGUCUA